Drosophila mojavensis is the source of this 3048-nucleotide messenger RNA. RefSeq lists its product as uncharacterized. The record is from RefSeq and is a predicted model, not a curated record. Lineage: Eukaryota; Metazoa; Arthropoda; Insecta; Diptera; Drosophilidae. Gene Ontology annotation, cellular component: cytoplasm. The transcript has 4 exons. Gene Ontology annotation, biological process: signal transduction; regulation of GTPase activity. The coding region runs from base 1215 to 2669 and encodes 484 amino acids.
GUGAGACGAUCGCGAAGAGAUUGAGAGAGGAACAGAAUGGGAGGGUGAUAUAGGGAGGUGGGGUGACUGGAGGGACUGUAGAGAGGGAGCUUAAUAGAGUUGGCAAGGGUGGCUGAAGGGAUAGUGCAAUGCCAUAGAGAGACAAAGAGACGAUUGCGAAGAGAUUGACAGAGGGGUAGAGAGGGACGGUGAUAGAAGGGGCGAGGGUGGCUGGAGGGACAGUGCGAACGGCGCCAGCAGGCGGCAGGCAGUCAACUGUUUAGCGCUUUAUCGCCAAUUUGUUGCGGGCGCCCAAUCAACGUCGCCGUCGCUGUCGCUGUCGCCGUCGCUGUCGCCGUCGCCGUCGCCCUUGCUGUCGCUCUCACAGUCGCCGUCUCAGCUCUGCUCAUGCAGAACUCUGUGUGCUGGAUUUAUUUGAGCAUUUGUUUUGGUGCGUUUUUAUUAUAUAUAUUGUGUGUAUUUAUUUUUUUUUUAUCUUAUCGGGCCGCUGGCGAGCGAGCGUUGCCGAUAAGGCGGCACACAGCACUAAAAGAAUUUCAAUAGUUCGAUUCGAGUGGGAGAGCGCGCUGAAAUCCGAGCUGCAUGUGAAUGGAAAUGUUGCCUGAUCCCACUGCGUCAUAGUUUCGCCAACUGGAGAGCAGCACGGACUAACGGGCCGACGGACGGUCAGCGCAUUCGACCGAAGGACCGGGCAGAGCUUGCGGUCACAAGCAACAGCGAAGAAGCAGAAACAGAAGCAGAAGCUGAAGCUGAAGCAGAGAAAGAGCCAGGGAAAGAGUAAGAGGCGAACAGAGCGCACAGUGGGGCAAGUUAUGCGAGCUGGAUGAGAGCUAACGGAAAUUGGCACUUGGCGGAGGAGCAGAGAGCAGAGUUCGCACCACGGCGCGACGAUAAGUCGCUCGCACCACUGACGUCAUCGACGCGCUCGGCAAGGCAAAGUCGAAGCAGCAGCGGAAGGAGUGCAUGAGCUGAGGCAGAGCAAGAGAGAGGAGAGUGGAAGUGAGAGAAAGAGAGAGCGGGAGAGUGGGAGAGUGGGAGAGGGGCAGUCACUGUCACAGUUGUCCGCACAGAACCAACAACAGACUCAGCUACGAUAAGCCGCCAAGCUGAGAGCAUCGGAGCAUCGACGCUCACGAGUCGAACUCGAAUUGCAAGUGGAAGUCGAAGUCGAAGUCGAAGUCGAAGUCGAACUGCAGCUCGGAUAAGGCAGUGCAAUGGAGGCAAGGGCAAGUAAUAGGCCAGUGACGCCCGGAACACCGGACUCGGCGCACUUGAUGAUUGGCGCAGCUGGCUACGUGGCCCACGAGCGGAGGCACCAGCCCAAGCGACUGAUGAACUGCUUUCGAGAUCGUUCGACCUCCACGUCGUCGUCGCCCUCGGCGGCGGCGCACUAUGGGCGCGCGCACAGCUCCACAUCGACGGCGCUGCUGCGGCUGGAGGGGAGCGCCGGAUCGAACUGUACGCUGGAUCAGGCGGGGCUCGCCGUCGGCGCUGGCCGCCCGGAGGCCGUCGUCCUGCUCCGCGAGCUGCGCACCAAGCCGAACAAAUUGACGCUGCUGAAGAGCAGCAGCACGCGAGACCUGACACGGCUGCUGCUGGACGAGUCGUCUGCGGGCACGACAGCGGUGCUCGUGUCCAAUGGCAGCCUGGACGUGUGCUCCUCCAGCAACUCCUCGGCGGGCAGUCCGCGCAACGGCAACCGCGAGUGCUGCUCGGUGUGCGGCAAGCGCUGGCAGAAUCUGAAGCAGCGCAUGCACACGCUGGAGCAGGAUCUGCAGGCGCAGGCGAGCUACAGCCAGGAGCUGGAGCAGAAGCUGGCCGAGAUGAGUCGCCAGCUGGCAGAGCUGCAGCAGCAUCAGCAGCAGCAGGAGAAGCGACAGGCAGCAGCCGCUGCAGCUGCACCGGCAGCAGGAGCACCUGGCAAACGCCAGGGCGGCACACCUGUCCGUCCGUCCCGGCUGGUCGCCUGGAUGAACCUGGCCAACUGGUGGAAGAGCCGGCCCAGCGUUGAGACGCUGCGCGAACAGCGCAUCUUCUUCGACGAGCCCUGCUUCGACACGGAACUGGAGCUGGUGCUCAAGCACGAGCAUCAUCGCACCGUGCCGCGCAUUGUGAUCGACUGCUGUGACCUGAUCGAGCAGAAGUAUCGACGCUCCGCCCAGCCCGUGGAGGGCAUCUAUCGGCAGUGCGGCGACUACAACAAGAUCCAAACGCUGCGCUUCAACAUCGAUGCCAACGACUACGAUGCACUGCGUCAGCCCAACGUCGACAUACACACACUCACCGGCGUACUAAAGCUAUUUCUGCGCGAGAUCAAGAGCCCCCUGAUCAGUGUCAACGAGGCCAAAACGUUUAUUGGCCCACCCAAUCAGUGGCUGCUCACCGAUCUGAACCAGAAGCUGGAGAUACUCAAGAGACUGAUGCGCUCACUGCCGGAGAUUAAUCGCGAUACCUUGGACUAUCUCUUUGGCCAUUUCAAUCGAUUGACCAAGGUCCCGCUGCAGCAAAUAAGCGCCGAAACGCUAUCGAUAUCGAUAACACCAUCGGUAUUUCACACAGUGCCACAGGGUGUGCACAUGAAUGACAUACAGGAGCUGCUUCGCGAAGGCGAAACUCUGGCCGAUUGCGUGAACCUGAUGAUCGAGUACCAUGCGCGCAUAUUCGAGUAAGUGGAGCGCCUCCAGCGGCAGCCAAGCCUAAUCCAAAGCUCACUCCCCAAAAAGCUUUUGUACAUGUGGUGCUGGUGUUCGUGUUGUUGGUAUUGGUAUCCCUCGCAGUUCCCAGAUCCCCACGGAGCUCAAGGCUCUUCGAUGCUUUCGAUCCUAAAGUUGCUUCGCACUCGAACGUUGCUAAUUAACUAAACCGAAAUCGCAAACCAAACCAACCCAAACCAAUUCCAAUCCCAAUCACUGCUCCUGUCCCUGUUCCGCAUCGCUCCCACUGCUUCUACUCUAUACCACAGAUGCACGGCCGAUCGUGGAUUAAAGCGUCUCAGCGUGCGCAAUCUGAAGAAGACGCUCUCCCAGCCGGAUUUACUAUUUCAUAAUA